Messenger RNA from Sarcophilus harrisii (Tasmanian devil), 1300 nucleotides. RefSeq names its product aph-1 homolog B, gamma-secretase subunit (gene APH1B). The transcript has 6 exons. Gene Ontology annotation, biological process: protein processing; Notch signaling pathway; Notch receptor processing. The record is from RefSeq and is a predicted model, not a curated record. Gene Ontology annotation, cellular component: membrane; gamma-secretase complex; endoplasmic reticulum. Gene Ontology annotation, molecular function: protein-macromolecule adaptor activity. The coding region runs from base 238 to 1014 and encodes 258 amino acids. NCBI's taxonomy places the organism in Eukaryota, Metazoa, Chordata, Mammalia, Dasyuromorphia, Dasyuridae.
GCGCAUUGCAGCCGGCAGCCUCUGGAAACCCCGCUGCCUCUCCGGAGGUGGGGGUGAGGGGGGUGCGGUUGGCCGCCCGCUCACCUGGGCCUCGCCGGACACCGCCCCCUCCUCCGCCCCCGCCCCCGUCCCGCGCCGGUAGAGGGCCGGGCAGCUCGGCGCUGCCCAGCCUGGGCCGCCCCCAGCAGCCGCGCGCCGCUCCCUCCUCCGCCUCCGUCUCAGCAGCCCCGGGCCGCCAUGACGGCUGCCGUGUUCUUCGGCUGCACCUGCAUCGCCUUCGGGCCGGCGCUCGCUCUCUACGUCUUCACCAUCGCAUCUGAUCCGCUGCGCAUCAUCUUCCUUAUCGCCGGAGCAUUCUUCUGGUUGGUGUCUCUGCUGCUCUCCUCCCUCAUUUGGUUCGUUGCAGUAACCCUUAGUAGCACCAAAGAUGAAUCAGUGCAGAAAGGUUUGCUUAUCUUUGGAGUAUUGUGUUCAGUCUUAAUCCAAGAGGUCUUCCGGUUUGCAUAUUAUAGACUUUUAAAAAAAGCAAAUAAGGGUUUGAUGACUAUAAGCCAAGAGGAGACAUCACCCAUUUCUAUAAGACAGCUGGCCUAUGUGUCUGGCUUAGGUUUUGGAAUUAUGAGUGGAGUAUUUUCCCUUGUUAAUAUCCUAUCUGAUUCCUUGGGACCGGGAAUAGUAGGCAUACAUGGAGAUCCUCCUCAGUUCUUCCUUGCAUCAGCUUUCAUGACUCUAGUUAUGGUUUUGCUUCAUGUCUUCUGGGGAGUUGUGUUUUUCGAUGCAUGUGAGACUAAAAACUGGUGGGCACUGAUCGUGGUCGUUGUGAGUCAUCUGCUGGUAUCGGGUCUGACCUUCCUGAAUCCCUAUUAUAAAGCAAGUUUAGCAGCAUCAUAUGUUAUCAUGCUAUUCAUGGGUACCUGGGCGUUCUUCACUGCUGGUGGCUCUUGUAGAAAUUUGAAACGAUGCCUAUUGUGCCGAGACAAGGACUUCCUUCUUUCUAACCAGCGUGCCAGAUAACAUCUGAGAAUUGGGACCUCCCUGAACAGAUUUUUGUGUUUUUAGAGGAAGCACAAGUGUGCCUUUUUCUAAAAUUCUUUUUCUUGUUGAAUUUAGAAGAAAAGAAAAUGCUAACUAAAUACGUGAUUCUCAUCUAAUAAGGCUUCUAUAUAGCAGCUGUCUGAAAUGCAUAUAUGAAUGAUAACUUCCUGGGGGAAGUCCAAAAAUAUAUGAAAGGAAUAUGUAGCUGUGUCUUUAUACAUUCAGUAUGGUUAAAUUAAUACAUCAAGAAUAUACUCUUUGCUGA